AUGCAAAGUUCUCCCAUCUCUGCCCAGCAUGCCCUGACACUGGCCAAAGACAGCAUGGCAUCUCCACAUGAGUUGAAGGAGGAGCUACAGAACCCGGUAGAGGCCCAGUGGUCACUCACUGUGGGAGUGUCAAAUUACCGCUUGCAAAAUAGCUGCUAUGGACUGGAUUGCGUCCCCUCCAAAUGUCAUAUGCUCAAUCCCCAACUCUCCAGUGUGGUGGUGUUUGGAGACUGGGCCUUUGGGAGCCGCGUUUUCUCGGAGCUGCCGGAGGCUCGAGCGUCUCGGAACGCAUCCCGCCGCUGGGGCUGCCGCCGGGGCAUGGGCGCUGCGGGCCUGUUCUGCGUCGUCUUGGCACUCUUCGCGCCGGGGGUCCUCGGUCAGUGUAAAUUCCUGCCAAGGUAUCAUUUUGCUAAGCCUAAAAUUCAGAGUGAUCAGUCUGAGUUUGCUGUUGGGACAUCUUGGGAAUAUGAAUGCCUUCCUGGGUAUAUCAAGAUGUCAUUCCUUAUCACCUGCCUAAAAACCUCCAAGUGGUCAGAUCCUCAGCGAUUGUGUCAACGUAAAUCAUGUGGGAGUCCUGGAGAACUCCUCCAUGGCUCUGUCCUCAUACCCACGGGUGUCCUGUUUGGGUCAACAAUUACAUAUUCUUGUGAUAAAGGAUAUCGACUCAUUGGUGAUUCAUCUGCUACAUGUAUUAUCUCAGACAAUAUUGUAACCUGGGAUAAGGACAUGCCUUUUUGUGAAUCUAUUCCUUGUGCACCACCCCCAGCCAUCUCCAAUGGGGAUUUUUACAGCAGCAGUAGAGAGAACUUUUACUAUGGAAUGGUGGUGACUUAUAAGUGCCACGUUGGACAGAAUGGAAAAAAGUUGUUUGACCUCGUGGGUGAGAAGUCCAUAUAUUGUACCAGCAAAGACAAUCGAGUUGGCAUCUGGAGUGGCCCUCCCCCUCAGUGUAUUACUUUAGUCAAUUGCCCAAUUCCAGAAGUCGAAAACGGAAUUAUAGAAUCUGGAUUUGGACGUUCAUUUUAUUUAAAUGAUACUGUGAUGUUUAGGUGUAAGCCUGGCUUUACCAUGAAAGGCAGCAACAUAGUAUGGUGCCAAGCAAACAGAAAAUGGAAUCCUCCACUGCCAAAGUGCUUUAAGGGGUGUCUACCACCUCCACCUAUCAACCAUGGUAGUUAUAACAUCUUGGAUAAGGAAUUCUUUCCAAUUGGACAGGAAGUGUCCUACAGCUGUGACCCCGGCUACACCCUCAUUGGAACUAACCCUAUUCAGUGUACAUCCUUGGGAACCUGGAGCCAUACAGCCCCUGAAUGUGAAGCAAAAUCAUGUGAUGCCAUUCCAACCCAACUUCUCAAUGGCCGUGUGGUGGUCCCCCCUAAUCUCAAGCUUGGGGCAGAGGUUUCGUUUGCUUGUGAUAAGGGGUACCGAUUAAAUGGCCAAUCUUCUAGUCAGUGUGUCUCAGAAGGAACAAGAGUACUCUGGAAUAAUAAGUUUCCUGUCUGUGAACAUUUCCCGCAGGAGUGUCCAUCGCUUCCCAAGAUCCCCAAUGGACAUCACACAGGGGAGAGUGUUGGCUCCUUUGCCCCAGGAUUGUCUGUGACUUACAGCUGUGAACCUGGUUACUUGCUUGUUGGAGAAAAGACCAUUAGGUGUCUGUCUUCAGGAAAGUGGAGCGCUGCUUUUCCCGGGUGUAAAGAGGCACAGUGUGAACCUCCAGGGCCGUUUCUCAAUGGAGAGAUAGAGGGCCCUCCAAGUCUUCGGGUUGGUGUAACUGUGAACUUUUACUGUAAUGAAGGGUAUUGGUUACAAGGCCAACCUUCUAGUCGGUGUGUAAUUGCUGGACAGCGUGCUUCUUGGACCAGGAUGCCAGUGUGCAAAGAAAUUCUUUGUGGGCCACCUCCUUCUAUUCUCAAUGGAAGGCAUACAGGCAACCCUUCAGGGAACAUCCCAUAUGGAAGCAUGAUCACUUAUGCUUGUGACCGAGGCCCAGAGAAAGGAGUGAGCUUCAUCCUUACUGGGAAGAAAACCAUCCAUUGUACCGCCAAUAGUCAGAAGACUGGAGGAGUCUGGAGUGGCCCUGCCCCACGCUGUGAACUUUCUAGCUCUGCCAUUCAGUGUCCACCUCCCCAGAUCCCAAGAGGCCACAUAUCAUCUGGAUGGAAAGAGCAAUAUUCCUAUAAUGACACCGUGGUAUUUUCUUGCACAUUUGGCUUCACCAUGAAGGGCAGCAAGGUGACCCGAUGUAAUGGCCAAGGUGCAUGGGAGCCAUCGGUACCGGUCUGUGAAAAGGAGUGCCAAGCCCCUCCUAAAAUCCUCAAUGGGCAAAAGGAAGAUGGACACAUGGUCCGCUUUGACCCAGGAACAUCCAUAAAGUACCGCUGUGACCCUGGCUAUGUGCUAGUGGGAGAAAAAUCCAUACGUUGUACCUCUGAGGGGGUGUGGACACCCACCGCCCCCGAAUGCAAAGAAAUCACCUGCCCGCCCCCUCCUGUGAUCUACAAUGGGAAACACACCAGGAGUUCCUCCGAAAAUGUUCCAUAUGGCACCACGGUCACCUACACAUGCAACCCUGGGCCAGAGAGUGGAGUGGAAUUCAUCCUCGUUGGAGAGAGCACCAUCCGUUGUAUAAGCAAUGACCAAGAGAGGGGCAUCUGGAGUGGCCCUGCCCCUGUCUGUAAACUUUCCCUCCCUGCUGUUCAGUGUCCACCUGCCCACGUGGCAAAUGGAUACAAGAUAUCUGGCAAGGAAGCCCCAUAUUUCUACAAUGACAGUGUGACAUUCAAGUGUAAUAAGGGAUUUACUUUGAAGGGCAGCAGUCAGAUUCGCUGCAAAGCCAAUAACACCUGGGAUCCUGAAAUACCAGUCUGUGAAAAAGACUACACCUGUGACCCUGGCUACUUGCUGGUGGGAAACAAAUCCAUUCACUGUAUGCCUUCGGGAAAUUGGAGUCCUUCUGCCCCUCGGUGUGAAGCUGUUCACUGCCCGCCUCCACCAGUGAUUGACCACGGAAGGCCCAGGGGUGUGAUGGCAGAACACUUCCUAUAUGGAAAUGAAGUCUCUUAUGAAUGUGACCAGGGAUUCUCCCUUCUGGGAGAGAAAAAUAUACGAUGCAUCAGUGAUUCUAAAGGACAUGGAUCUUGGAGUGGACCUACCCCCCAGUGCUUCAAAUCUCCUCCUGUGACCCACUGCCCUAACCCAGAAGUCAAACACGGAUAUAAGCUAAACAAAACUCGUUCUUCAUAUGCCCACAAUGACACAGUAUAUGUCGCCUGCAAUCCCGGCUUCAUCAUGAAUGGCAGUAACUUGAUUAGGUGUCAUACCAGCAACCAGUGGGUGCCAGGUGUACCAACUUGUAUCAAAAUGGAGGUGAACUGUAGCUCCCCAGAGUAUAUUAACGGAAUCCAGAAGGGGCUGGAGCCUGGGAAAAUGUAUCAGUAUGGAGCUAUUGUCACUUUGGAGUGUGAGGAGGGGUAUACCCUGGAGGGCAGUCCCCAGAGCCAGUGCCAGGAUGAUCACCGGUGGAACCCGCCCCUGGCUGUUUGCAAAUCACCAGGUCUUUCUGCAGGCUCAGUACUUCUUAUAUUCUUGAUUGGUGUCACCUUAUGCACGAUAUUAAAACACAGAGAACGGGGAAAAGUCAUGCGGAGGCGUUGGAAAGCUGAGCAGCAAGAUUCCACCGCCUUUAUCCGGAGCCGCCCAGCCUCCACGCGGACGACAUCAAGGAAACGAAUCAUCACCAGCUUUUGCUCCUGCGGAGGGCUCCCGAUGGUGGUCGUGGGAGCGAAACUCCUGCGCUCUCCACACUCCGCAGCGCUGGGAGCGAACGCGUUGCCUCUCAUCUCCUCGCUGCGCUCUCUGCUGCGCUUUCCUUCGAGGUCGCACCUCUUCCUGGAGAGGAUGGGAGCCUCUUCUCGGAGGAGCCCGCAGCCUCUCGGGCCGCCGGCGCCCCCUCUCUCCCGCUCCGGAGGAGCCCUCCUCGCGGUUCUGCUGCUGCUCACGCUGCCGGCGGCCUGGGGUAAUUGCAAAGCCCCGGCACAGCUCCCGUUUGCCAGGCCUACAAAACCGAUUGAGAAGUUGGAGUUUCCCAUUGGGGCAUCUUUGAACUACAUAUGCCGCCCUGGUUACUACAAGAAACAGUUCCGUAUCACCUGCCAAGAGAACUUGACCUGGUCAAGUGCUGAAAACAAAUGUGAACGUAAAUCAUGUGGAACUCCUCCAGAACUCAUAAAUGGCAGAAUGACCAUAAACGGAGACACAAAGUUUGGAUCAACUGUUAAUUAUGCUUGUAAUGAAGGAUACCGACUCAUUGGUCAGCCCUCUAGCACGUGCCUCAUCUCGGGCAAUACUGUCGUCUGGGAUAACAACCCACCUACUUGUGAAAGAAUUCCUUGUGGGCCGCCCCCAAACAUUGCCAAUGGAAGUUUCACUAGCAUCAACAGAGAAUAUUUUCCAUACGGGACGGUGGUGACCUAUCACUGCAAUUCUGCACAGAGAGGGAAAAAGCCGUUUGAGCUUGUGGGCCAGCCGUCAAUAUAUUGCACCAGCAAAGACAACCGCGUCGGCACAUGGAGCGGCCCUCCCCCUCAGUGCAUUAUACCUAAUAAAUGCACACCUCCGGAAAUUGAAAAUGCAAUAAUAGUAUCUGAGCGCAAAACCUUAUAUUCCUUAAAUGAAAUCGUGGUGUUUAUGUGUGAGUCCGGCUUUGACAUGAAAGGACCCUCCAGUGUGAAAUGCCAACCUCGAAACAGAUGGGAGCCACAGCUGCCAAGCUGCUCUAGGCUAUGUGCACCGCCUCCGGAAAUUCUGCAUGGUAAGCCCACCCCAAGCGACAAGGACAGUUUUUCCCCUGGGCAGGAAGUAUUCUACAGUUGUGAGCCGGGCUAUGAUCUCAGAGGGACUGCUUCUGUGCGCUGUACGCCCCAGGGAAACUGGAGCCCAGCAGCCCCUACAUGUGCAGUGAAAUCAUGUGAUGACUUCCUGGACCAACUCCCUAAUGGUCGUGUGCUCUUUCCACUUAAUUUCCAGCUUGGGGCAAAAGUGUCCUUCAUUUGCAAUGAGGGGUUCCGUUUAAAGGGAAGUUCUGCUAGUUACUGUACCUUGGUUGAAAUGAAAAGCCUUUGGAACAACAGUGUUCCUGUGUGUGAGCAAAUCUUUUGUCCAAGCCCUCCAUCUAUCCUUAAUGGGAACCACACCGGAACUCCUCAGGGAGACGUUCCCUAUGGAGAGGAAAUUACUUAUAUGUGUGACCCCCGCUCGGCCAGAGGGAUGACCUUCAGCCUCGUCGGGGAGAGCACCAUCCGCUGCACAAGCGACGGUGAAGGAAACGGGAUUUGGAGCGGCCCUGCCCCUUCCUGUGAACUUGCUGGUCCUGCUGGUUACUGUAAAGCCCCAAAACAGUUUCCAUUUGCCAAGCCUACAACUCAGACUGAUGAAUCUGAGUUUCCAGUUGGGACAUCUUUGACUUUUAAAUGUUCCCCUGGGUAUUUUGAGUCUACGUUUUCUAUCACCUGCUUAGAAAACUUGGUCUGGUCCAGUGCCGAAGAUACGUGUAGACGAAAAUCAUGUGGAGCUCCUCCAGAACCCUUCAAUGGCAUGGUACAUAUAAACACAGACACCCAGUUUGGAUCAACAGUGAAUUAUUCUUGUAAUGAAGGGUAUCGACUUGUUGGCUCCCCUUCUGCAGCUUGUCACCUCUCAGGCAAUACUGUCACUUGGGAUAAGGAAACACCUAUUUGUAAGAAAAUCUUUUGUCCAAGUCCUCCAUCUAUCCCUAAUGGGAACCACCCCAGAACUUCUCAGGGAGAUGUUCCCUAUGGAGAGGAAAUUACUUACAUGUGUGAACCCCGCUCGGCCAGAGGGAUGACCUUCAACCUCGUCGGGGAGAGCACCAUCCGCUGCACAAGCGACGGUGAAGGGAACGGGAUUUGGAGCGGCCCUGCCCCUUCCUGUGAACUUGCUGGUCCUGCUGCAUGCCCACAUCCACCCAAGAUCCACAAUGGGCAUUACAUUGGAGAACAUCCAUUUCCAUAUCUUCCUGGGAUGACGGUCAGCUACACUUGUGACCCAGGCUACUUGUUGGUGGGAAGGAACUUCAUCUUCUGCACAUACCUAGGAACCUGGAGUCAUUUUGAACAUUAUUGCAGAGAGGCAAAAUGUAGACUCCCAGCGCAUAUGAAUGGAAUCCAGAAGGACGUGGAAAUGAGAAAAGUCUAUCACCAUGGAGAUAAUGUAACUUUUGAGUGUGAAGAGGGGUAUACUCUGAAAGGUAGUCCCCAGAGCCAGUGCCAGGCAGAUAACACAUGGGACCCUCCUCUGGCCAUAUGUGCAUCUAGCACACACGAUGCUCUCAUAGCUGUCCUCACACGCCUCCGGACAACUGCUGCUGCUUUCCAAACUCUGGGUGUUAACUGUACACAAAACAGAACUUCCAUCUUCGCUGUAGCGGAAGAAGGAAGCCUUGUCAAAACUACAGACGAAAAAUGUAAGGAGAGUAUCCAUUUACAUCCUCAAGAAGACAGCGGUGUAAGUCCUCAAACUGUGCAAACAAAUCAGGAGAACAGCAGGGGCUUGUCACCACACCUCAUCCCUGCAUGCCACCUAGUCAGAGUAUCAGCCUACUACCAUAGCUGUUGGGUGGUCAACAGCUGUUUGCUAAAGGACCGGGGUGAAAAGGGAAAUUACCAAAUUACGUGUACUGAAGUGGCACACACGUAG
Molecule: messenger RNA, 6714 nt
Organism: Puma concolor (puma)
Lineage: Eukaryota; Metazoa; Chordata; Mammalia; Carnivora; Felidae
Source: RefSeq, a predicted model, not a curated record